AUGGGCAAACUAGGUGACUUGUCGCCACAAGGCAGUGUCGCAAUCGGAAUUCUCGUCGGACUUAUCUCAACUAGCUUGCAAGCGAUCGGAUUGACACUCCAGCGCAAGUCCCACCUGCUCGAGGACGAAAAACACCCAUAUGAUGUGCGCCGACCACCAUAUAAGCGCCGCCGAUGGCAACUUGGAAUGGGCAUGUUUGUAAUCUCCAACAUCGUUGGCAGCACAAUUCAAAUUACCACCCUGCCGCUACCGGUUCUUUCUACACUUCAAGCUUCCGGACUGGUGUUUAAUACUAUCUUCGCGACCCUCAUUCUCGGCGAACCCUUCACCCGUUAUUCCUUCGCAGGCACCGGCCUCGUCUGCAUUGGUGCAGUGUUGAUCGCGACCUUCGGCGCCAUUGGAGAACCAGCCCAUAGUUUGAACCAGCUGCUGGUACUACUCCAAGGCAAACCGUUCCUCAUCUGGAUGGGAGCGACAUUACUUGUGGUGGCGACUAUUCUACUGGGUUCAAAGCUACUGAGAUACUUCCUACCAGGGUCGCGGGGGAAACCCGUUGCGGCAGGCCACUCUACAACUCAUUUUCUGCGUCUCCAGAGUCGAAUUAAACUCGCCCGUGGUAUGUGCUAUGGAGCAGUGAGUGGAAUCUUAUCCGCUCACUCGCUACUACUUGCAAAGUCGGCGGUGGAGCUCCUGGUUCGCACCUUGGUCGAUGGUGAGAACCAGUUCAACCGAUGGCAGUCUUGGGUGAUUUUGCUGGCCAUGAUCACUCUAGCAUUGACGCAGCUGUUUUACUUGCAUCGCGGGCUUAAGUUGUGUAGCACAAGUGUGUUGUACCCGUUUGUGUUUUGCAUCUACAACAUUAUCGCCAUUCUCGAUGGUCUUAUUUACUUCCGCCAGGCGUCCCAACUAGCUGGGUUCCAUGCAGGCCUUAUUGCAUUGGGAACUAUCAUCCUGCUGGGUGGUGUACUAUGUCUAUCGUGGCGACUCGAGGAUAUCGAGAGCCAUACUGCUGUCGCAGUUGUAGGACCUACACAGACGGGGCUUGGUCCAGGCCUGGGAGUUGUCGAGGAACACUCUCCGUCGUCAUCAGGGCUGCUGGAUGGUCUGGACGACGAGGAGUCGCAACUAGGAGAACGGGAGCCACUUCUUCCCGGCUUUUCUCGGUCGCGACAGCGUCCUUUCCAUCCACGAGCCCGUGCUCCUAGCCUCCCCCUCCUUCAGACAUUCGACGAACACGAGGCCGCAGAUCUCAACGCGGCUUCUAUAUGGGCCGAACUUGAUGACUCGGACUACGAUAUUGCAACUGCGCAGACGCGCUCAUUUAACGACCGGCCUCGCAGCUCCAGCAGCGGCGCCUUGCAUGCUCCAAAACGCGGCCUUGCCCGCCACUCAACAAUAGGCCCCAUCUCCUACCAACGUGUCCGAGGUUCUCAUCGUGGUCGCCCAUCCCCACAGGAGAGCACCUGGCGACGCUCCUCAAUGCCCUGGGCCAGUCUCAUGGGUUCCCAACGCAAGCGACGCAGCCCACUCUCGCCCACCGUGCAGGGAGCAAACGGAUACGGAACAAUCCCAGAAGGCGGCAUCGAACGCCGCGAGCAAGAAGCUCCAAGCGCUGCGGCCGAUCCAUCAUCGACGUCGAGCCUUCUCGCAGGACCGAGAAGAACCCUGCGAGGCGUGUGGAACCAAGGCCGACAAUUCCUAUCUCGAUGGACGACCCCGCCGGCGGGUGAUUCUGACUCCCACGAACACGACCAUGCUUAUUCAACCCUUCUACCGCGCUCUGAAACACGUCUCCCUUGGGUGAGGGAAGCCCACGAUACUACAACUGAUGAGCUUCAACCUGCCGCGCCGGGGUCGAAAGGGGCCUCAACAUCAUCUCUUUGA
Messenger RNA from Penicillium pulvis, 1884 nucleotides. RefSeq lists its product as uncharacterized. Gene Ontology annotation, cellular component: membrane. Lineage: Eukaryota; Fungi; Ascomycota; Eurotiomycetes; Eurotiales; Aspergillaceae. The transcript is spliced from 3 exons. Gene Ontology annotation, molecular function: magnesium ion transmembrane transporter activity. Gene Ontology annotation, biological process: magnesium ion transport. The coding region runs from base 1 to 1884 and encodes 627 amino acids. The record is from RefSeq and is a predicted model, not a curated record.